AUGGGAAACGAAAAUAUAGACUUGGAAAAUCUAAACAGUGCUUCAGAAAAACUAAAUACGGACUCAGCUAACGAUGUCGAUGUUUUGGAAAAAAUAUUAUCACAUGUUGGCAGCAUGGGACGGUAUCAACGAUUGCUCCUUAUUAUUAUGAUGCCUUUUGGAUACACCUAUGCUUUCCUUUACUUUGUGCAAAUAUUUAUAACUGUUACACCGCAGAACUAUUGGUGUAAAAUUCCUGAGCUGGCUAAUUUAAGUAUGGACUUAAGGCGAAAUUUAUCAGCACCUGGAACCGCUUGGGGCAGCUAUGAGCGAUGUGUGACAUUUGAUACAAAUUGGACAGAAGUGCUGGAUACUUUGACUGUUCCGCCGGCUGACACGGCACUGAUACCAUGCCCACAUGGCUGGGAGUUCGAAUUCAGCGAUAUACCUUAUGAAACUGUUUCCACAGAGAGAGAAUGGGUGUGCGAUCGAGCUAACUAUGCCCCCACCGCUCAAUCUGCGUUCUUUUGUGGAUCUAUAGUGGGCACUAUAUUGUCUGGAUGGCUGGCUGACCGCUUUGGCCGAGUACCCGCCCUUAUAG
Messenger RNA from Arctia plantaginis, 580 nucleotides. The record is from the annotation of a GenBank genome assembly. NCBI's taxonomy places the organism in Eukaryota, Metazoa, Arthropoda, Insecta, Lepidoptera, Erebidae.